AUGGCAGCGUUGGACGCCGCUAUCGAAAAAGGACGAGCUUGUGGUCGCACGUCCGUUUGCGGCGUUUCUGCCAUUUUUUGGUGUCCUGAGAAAAUCAGUGAAAUGGAUCCUCUGCCCGCUGCGUUGCCAAUCGCAGCCGCAUCGCGUAAUCCCUCCGUAGCGGCUCAGCAAUUAGCAUAUGCAGCAGCUACAGCUCCUGCUGCAGCAGCUAACGGCCAACCUCUUCCCGCUACUGCUGCUCCCUACAUUCCCCUCGAGUUGAUGAUGUACCAUCAUCAUCAUCCUGUUGCUGCUGCUGCCGGUCUCGUCUUACCACAAACUCCUGUUCCACCUUGUUUGUUAAGCACGCAGCCAAUGAUGUGCCAAUCCUGUAUCUAUUCCUCACCAACACAACCGUGUUCGAUACAUCAUGCUCCAAUCGCAUACGGUCAAGCAACACCUAACUUCACCUUCGUGUCGCAGUCGCAACAAACACAACACCAACGGACACAACAAGGUGUCGCAUCCGUCACAACAACGACGCCCACACAACAACAGCAGCUGCAUGCAGGACAACAGCAGAUCAUCAACGAACCGUCACAGUUGACACAACCACAGUUGCCAUUGAGCAGCAGUGUCGUUUUACAACAACAACAACAACAUCAUCAUCAUCAUCAUCAGCAACAACAACAACAACAAAGAAGAGAUAUCGAGAUAGCGAGGCAGCACACCUCACUACCGCCUACGCUGGCUCCGCAGAUGCGUUCGAUGGCGAUGCGAUUGAAGCGUGGUGCACCUAUCUCUUCCCGCGUGCAGUCAGCACUCGAUGCUGCUGUCAGGGCGCCAAAAUUGCGACGCGUUGCAAGUGAUGGUACGAGGACGAGGGAAAUUCAAGCAGUCCAACCAGAGCCGAUGACACAGCAGGCGCCACCACAAAUUCCGCAACAAGUUCAGCCCGACCAACCGCCAUCAACGUCUCAGUUGGUAGCUGCAGCCGCUGCUGCAGCUGUUGUUAACGGCAGUAACGCUGAUGCUGCUGUUCCUGCUCCUGCUGCUGCACAGUGCGCUCAUUGUGGGUCACGAGGAGCUUGUCCAGCUUGUGUACCGUGCUACUGUGCGUAUUGUCCACAUUCGGCGGCUGCUGUUGCAGUGGCUGGAGCUUCACCGGCCCAAUUAAAUCCUGCUGUACCCGCUUCACAUCCAGGUGCGCAGCAAAUAGCUGUUCCAACGACUCCUCAAUUCACACAUAUUACCCCGCCGACAGUAUCCCAAAUGGCAUCCGCUGGUCUACGCUACGUACAUGACGCAAUAUUCGCUAGUCAUAUGCUGGAAUCUAUGCAGCGUCAUCAGCAACAACAACAACAACGGCAGCAAGAGCAACUGAGCCAGUUUGGUCGUCUUCUGCCAAGCUCUACAGGACUCUACGUACUACCGCGAACCGGGGGCUAUCCGGCGGCGUCGAAUGGUCGCCUGGAACUCCAUAUGUUGGUGAACACCGGUAUGCCACCAGAACUUCUUGGAAUGGUUGAGAGACCGCUGGAUCGACACCAUAUGUUUGCAGCCCCCGUUGCAGAACCGCUACCAGUUGGUGCCAGCCCUCAGGAUAUAGAAAAGUGCACAGAAAAAAUAAACUUCAUCAAGGAUUUAGAGGUACCGGAGAACGAAGCAGAACGUUGCACAGUUUGCUUAUGCGAAUUCGAAACCGGUGAAGAAGUUCGUAAUCUCCGUUGUACACACAUUUUCCAUGUCAGUUGCAUUGACAAAUGGCUAGUGUACAACAAGAAGUGCCCGGUCUGUCGGCUGGAUGUCGACAAGCAGAAGGCAGUCUUGGUCGAAUAG
Messenger RNA from Necator americanus (New World hookworm), 1818 nucleotides. RefSeq lists its product as uncharacterized. Lineage: Eukaryota; Metazoa; Nematoda; Chromadorea; Rhabditida; Ancylostomatidae. The transcript has 9 exons. Gene Ontology annotation, molecular function: protein binding. The record is from RefSeq and is a predicted model, not a curated record. The coding region runs from base 1 to 1818 and encodes 605 amino acids.